Rhododendron vialii is the source of this 1917-nucleotide messenger RNA. RefSeq lists its product as uncharacterized. The record is from RefSeq and is a predicted model, not a curated record. The coding region runs from base 1 to 1590 and encodes 529 amino acids. NCBI's taxonomy places the organism in Eukaryota, Viridiplantae, Streptophyta, Magnoliopsida, Ericales, Ericaceae. The transcript has 9 exons.
AUGGGCUCUGGUUCUCCGUGCAUUGGGCUUGUUUACUGGAGCGGCCCAUACUUCACCAUAGAUACAUUGGGCUGGCCCACCCGUCACAGACGCGACACCCCACCCACCGGCUUCUCUAUCGCCUUUGUGACGGGGAUCCCUGGUGAAACCCCGACCCACCGCUUCUCUCUGUCUCUGUCUCUCUCUCGAUUUCUCGAGAUGUUUGACCAAAACAGCGCAGCAGGAAUGGAGGAAGCGGGUGCUGAUUGUGGUAGUGAUGUUGAUUUGGAAGAAAAGAUUGAGAAGAUCCUUGUUGCUGAUGACGAGGAAAGACUGAUCACAUUGUUGACAAGCCCGCCUCUAUUAAUUGAUGGCACACCUCAAUAUUGCCGGGACCAUCUUUUGGAGAGUCUCUGCAUGAAUGAUGCCGUAAAAUGUGCCACUGCGUUGAUGGAAGGAAAACUGGGCGGCAUAAGACUGGAUUUGGAUGGGGAUCACCUCUUGCAUCGUGCGGCUAGAUUUUGUUCAUCGAGACUGGUCCAGUUAUUUCUUCAACAUAAAGCUCGAAGUGAUACCAGAUAUUCUGAUUAUAGAUAUGAUCAUGGCAAAGAUCUGAGGAAUGGGUUGCGCCCACUCGAUAUAGCGUUUAACUUUGCAAGAAGUCAGUACCCCUCUCUGGAGUUGUAUCCGUUUGGAGGGCAAUCUACUUUUGAAAUGAUACUAUAUCUUUGCCAACUCAGAGUGGGAAACGUUGGGGACACUAUUAAGUUUCUUGCGUGUUCAUCCAAGGACGUUGCAAAGGAAGCUUACCAGUAUGCAAGUAAAGGAAAGCUCAUUGAGUUGGUUCUCUUGCUGAUUGUGGCUCGCGAAAAGAUUUUGGUCCCUAUCAAUUUGAACGUCAAAGGUGGUGUUGGUUCAAGUGGAAGAACCACCAUCCUGCAUUGGUUACAGUUUCAAAUCCUAAUACUAACUCAUGAGGAGAAAUUAAUGGGAGACUGUAAAAAUGGCAAGUUAACUAAGAUUUGCAGGAAGAAGAUGGUUAUGAGGUCAGCUGCACUAUUGCUUGAAGUUUUUGAGAGGGCUGGUCAUGCUAUUGAGGAAAUUAUUCAGUACCUGUCACGGUCACCUUGCGCGAGAAGUGAAGAAGUGGGGAAACAUGCUAUUUUCUGGCUUAAGGAAGCAGGAUUUAAAUUCAAGAAUGGGGACUUUGAUUUUAGCACUAUGGACUGGUUUGGCAUUGCGCUUACUGAUUCCUUAAGGACCAAGAACAGGACCCCUACCAUGGAUGCUACAUCAGCAGAGACGAAUUCCAGUCCUCGCCUGCCUUUGCCACAGCGAAAAAUUCCAGCUUUGCCCCUUUGGGAUGUUAGUCCUUGGUCCUCUGCCCAGACUUCCCCCUUUCACCAAACCCGUGGUUUAUCCUCUAUGGACAAGUCACAUUACACAAAUUAUAUCCCAAAAUCAAUCUCUCGUUCUCAUUAUUCUGCAAGUUUGGAUGUUCAAGCAAAGAAGCAAACUGAACCCAUAGAGCAGAAUGUUCCCCAAUGCCUGUCCAAGGUGAAGCUUGCACGUUUUGCAAGGUUGCUCAGGAGGGGGAUGAAAAUUGCUUGAUUCAUGUACGAGCUCUUGGGAGAUCUCACUUGUUAGUUUUGUUGCUUGCGGAGUUCGUCUUGGUUGAACGUGGAAGAUUUCCUGGUUAAGUGUAAAGGCUUUUAUGUUCAUGUGUUAUGUAUGCAUCUGUCCAGGUGCUUGUGAACUUAUAACGAUGGCAUCGCGCUCUUUGACCAACGAUGCACAUUCUGAUCAGUAUUUUGGUAUUGCUCUUGUAAGGCUUUGACUUAUGAUUUGAUGGAAUGUAUGUAUCUGUGCUUGUGAACUUAUCUUGACACUACGCUCUUUGACAAACCAUGCACUUUCUAAUGUAGGAGUAAUUCAUAA